Phialemonium atrogriseum is the source of this 1971-nucleotide messenger RNA. RefSeq lists its product as uncharacterized. The record is from RefSeq and is a predicted model, not a curated record. Bases 1 to 1971 code for a protein of 656 amino acids. NCBI's taxonomy places the organism in Eukaryota, Fungi, Ascomycota, Sordariomycetes, Cephalothecales, Cephalothecaceae. The transcript has 9 exons.
AUGCUUCUCGAUAACAGCAUCAACAUCGGCGAUGCUAGCUUUGCCGGAACCCUCACGACAGUCAGUGGAACUGUCCGUUUGGAGGGCAGCUUCGUGACAAAGAUUGACGUCAAGGUCCUGGUAACGCAAAAGCCUAGCGAGCAGCCCAAGGACAUUGAAGGCUCUCCAGAGGAGCUUGUCGGUUUCACUCCAUAUGCGGGGCAGGAUGUGGGAGACGUCAAGAAGGGCCAGGAUGCCGCCCAGAUCUCAAUGCAUGCUCUGGACCCAGAGACCAAGAAGACCCUCCUGCCUCAACUCGAUGAGUUGAGCGAAGAGAUGAAGCAGCUUCUCAAAGACAACCCGGAUUUCUUCCGUCGUGACGAUGCUUUGGCAAAGUACUGGGGUGUCCGGAACUCGGCAAACGAGAAGGAGACUGACAAGCUCCGUGGACAGUAUCUCGACGCCACCACGAGGUGCUACAAUGCAGGAUUCCUUCACAAAUGCGAGCGAUUGAAGAUAUACUGCAAAGAUGGCAGGACGGCGACCUAUUGGUUCAAACUUCCUGAAGCCUAUCUCAUGUCGGAUGAGAAAGUUGACGAGAUGAGAUAUAACUCCAUCCACCAACGUGUCAGCAAGGAUGCUAUCACAAUUCAAUCGGAGAUUCUCCAUUGGGGUCAAAAGAUGACCUUGCUGAGAAACUCAGUGGAGGAUGUUCGCGCCCUCGCCGCGGCUUUCGCUUCCAGAAUUAGCUCCGACUCCAGCGAGAUUGGAGAUUGGUACAACCGCCGACAAGCAUUGACGGGACCGCCUGGCAUUAACCAGACCGGCGCCUUCCGCCCGACCUUCGCCCACAUCAUCCAAGAGAUGCAGGACGAGGAAUUCAACUUGCUUCUCGAGAAAGAUGCCGAUAGGAUCCUCGCCAUGGGUCCGCAGGAAAUCGCAGACCGUUGGGGAUUUCAGGCAAUGAUGGCGGCGGAACUGGAGACCGAAUAUCUUCUGAUGAGUGGCGGUCAAAAUCCCCUGCCCGCUCCCAAACCUCCGUUCAAAGAGCGUAUGAAGACCGGAGCGCAGUGGGUGUGGCAAAAAGCCAAGGACAAGGGAAAGAAUCCCAAGUUCUGGGCCAACAUGGUCAAAUCUCUGCUUCACUAUGCUUCUGCCAUCUUCAUGGUCUAUCAGCUGAAGACGAACUGGGGAAAUAUGAAGGCUGCCGAGAUUGGGAUGAUCAUCUCAUACUUUACUGCGUUUGGGCUUGCUAUGCUGGGUGACGCUGCCAAGUCCACUUUUCGGUUCAUUUGGGUGAGGAUAAAUCCUGGCUGGUGGAAGUCGAAGAUAGGGAGCGUCGUUGGAUGGCUAUCGAAUGCAGCUAUUGAGGGAGGGGCUUCUGGAUGGGCUCGUUUCGGUUACGCUCUCGUGGGAAACUUGAAGAACACUCUGCGUAUAGUCGGGUUGGUUGGUCUCUGCUUCUCACUCGUAACGUGCUACGAUGAGAUGAACAAGACCCGCGACGGACUGGAAACGAACGACGAACAGAAGCGUCUGAUCUUCGCAACUAUUCAAUUCGUGCUGACUCUCAUCGAAGCAGUCAUAGUCACUUUCGAAAUCGUUUUCGAAAUGCUGGGAAUGGUGACUGCUGGCGUGUUCUGUGGAGCGCUAGGCGCAAUUCUCGGGACGCUAGGCUUCUUCGUUGCCGUGAUGUACAUCCUUCUUGCGAUGCCGAAUCCGGAUGACGAAGCAAAGAAAUUCCUAAGGGCGUUUGCUAAACCGAUUGGGAGUUAUGAUGAGAAUCAAUCAGCCGACCCGGCGGACGAGCCUGGAGUGCAGUUGACGCCACCGGAAAAGAAAAAUCACGGGCGGUGGCCGCCGACGUUCCCCCAUAUCACGACCGCCUUCGCAAGCUGGUGCCUCAUCUUGGCGAGCACGUUCAGAUUCGCACGUGACGAAGCCAUCUUUGGUCCCUCUCCCGGCGGCAGGCAGAAGUACUCCAACUCAUGA